Molecule: messenger RNA, 2044 nt
Organism: Drosophila guanche
Lineage: Eukaryota; Metazoa; Arthropoda; Insecta; Diptera; Drosophilidae
Product: modular serine protease-like
Exons: 4
Coding region: 16-1656 (546 amino acids)
Biological process (GO): proteolysis; acrosome reaction
Molecular function (GO): protein binding; serine-type endopeptidase activity
Source: RefSeq, a predicted model, not a curated record
UCUGAGAUAUCUGCUAUGACAUUGGUUAACGUUUUGGCAUUUAUUUUUCUGUUAGGACUGACGCUCGGUUUUCAAUGCAUCACAAAAACUAAGGUACCCUUGCGGGAGACUCAGAUAUGCAAUGGAAUUGUUGACUGCGUGGAUAAAAGCGACGAAAUGUUUGAGCUGUGCUACAACAGAACAUGCAAUGAGGAACAUUUUUUCCGUUGUACUUACGGCGGCUGCUUGGAAGUCAUGAGAAAAUGUGAUAAUACCAUUGACUGCUGGGAUUCCAGCGAUGAAAAUAAACUGAUAUGCGAGGAGGAUACAGAUAUGUGGUACCAAUUGUACGAUGACUUACAGGGAGACUGCGAUGACCAAUUCAAUUGCGAGGAGAUGUGCUUGGAGUGGAGUCAGGUGUGUGAUGGCCAGAUCGAUUGUAAGGAUGGCCGGGAUGAGAACAUCACUCUGUGUGCCACCAUCGACUGUCCGUAUCCAGCAUUCAGGUGCCUCUAUGGAGGCUGCAUAAGUGCCGCUGCUUUGUGCAACCACAUUCCAGAUUGCUUUGAUGGCUCCGAUGAGCUGCCUGGCAUAUGUCUCCAUACUAUGGGUCAACAUCCACCGCUCGUAGCUGACGGUCCGCUGGCAACAUCACAGGUCUGGGAGGUGAGGCAUUGCAGGCUAGAGGAUCCAUCGGGAGCCCUGAUUGCGGAGAACUAUGUAGGCAGCACCACCUACCGCAGCAAUGCGACGGUGCGUGACCAGGCCGUUGUGACUCUCAGUUGUGGCCACGGACAUGGUCUGAUCGGUGAACAAAAGAACAUUUGCGAUGGCGAUAACUGGCGAUACGAGCUGGCCAAAUGCGUGCCCCAGUGCCAACACACAGGCACUUUCCUGUACAAGGGGCAGUGUACCCACCAAGGACGUCUAAUUGACUGUGAUCAGGCCUUGCUGCCGAUGGAUACCCGAAUGGUGGUGACCUGCGCCUCAGGCUAUGAGGCGCAUGAGAAGCCCGGUGUGCAAGUGUGCCAUGGCAAUGGCAAUUGGGUCGUGGAGGAGGAGCUGCCCAAAUGCGAACCCAUCUGUGGUGUGUGGAAAUUGAAAGACCAGGAACACGAGCAGUCAUCCGACCCAUGGAUGGUUAGCAUUUUUCAGCGCAGCCGUGAGCCUUUCUAUGAGUAUCGAUGCGUGGCCACCAUUUUGUCACAUUACGUACUGGUGACAUCGGAACAAUGCUUUAGAAAUAAACCGAUCAAGGGUGCUCCAUCCACAGAGCCAGUACUCUAUGCAGUGGCCGAGGGCCAGGUCUACGGGAAUUCUUUCUGGGCAAACGAGGAGCAUAGCUACAAGCUGCACAAUGUGUCUUACAUACACAACGUCACGCGAAGUGAUGGGAAAGCAGUUGGUGCCUUGGCUUUAGUGCACUUGAUCCAACCCCUGGAGUUUAAUGUGCGAGUGCGUCCCAUUUGCCUGACUAACGAUAUGCCCAGAAAAUGGCAGACCAAUGGAGACUUCUUUGACGUUCCAGUGGGGAAGCCGAUUGUACAACUCGAUAACUCCAAUCGAUACGAACUAGCACAGAUAUAUGCCAGCCAAACGGAUAAGUAUCACAUCAGUGCCUUUAUCGAACCCAUACGAAAAGAUAUAGCCAAGUGCCAAGAGAGUGGAAACAUUUAAUUCACUUUAUUAUGGGUUGCGUUUUCGUGGUUAAUCAGAAAUCAAUGUACAUUCAACAGAAGGAAACACACACCUACUAUUGACAAUUAUACUCGUGUAUUGUAUGUAUGUUUAGGCAUUUGUAUUGGGUACCCAUCGGUCAUCAUUCACUAUCCACCGAUCGAAAUGCCACAAAAAUGUUUAAUGUUUCUAUUUAAUUAAUAGUUCCGAUUUCAAUUCGCUAUUCACGUUGCUGCUGCCUGGAUCCAUUCAUUACAUUGAGAUUGCAUUCUGGAGUUAAACACUAUCUAUUAUAGGUUAUUUGUUGUUAAAUUUAAUUUUAAAUUUAAAUUACAAUUACUUUAUUUAAUAUUAAUAAUACAUUACAUUUGAUGUUGCUAUACUCGUA